Prorocentrum cordatum is the source of this 1935-nucleotide messenger RNA. The record is from the annotation of a GenBank genome assembly. Lineage: Eukaryota; Dinophyceae; Prorocentrales; Prorocentraceae.
AUGGAGCAGUGCACCAACAUCCAUCGCGUACGCGCCCUCUUGCUGAGCCACCCGCUCGUCUCCACCGCCACGCCGCACAAGGUGGACAAGGCACUUGAUCCCAAGUGCUUCGACGAGGACGGUAGGGCCUGGAAAUAUCACCAGUCCCCUUGGGACUUGUCAGUGACGCUCGCAGCCUCUGGCGCGAAGUUCACCCUCGGGUGGAGCACAAACGGCAUCAAGAAGCCGCUCACGGCGAUGUGGUGGUUGAUGCAAGGGAAGGCCGCGACGGCGGAGAACCUCGCCCGCGCGGAGGCGAUAUUCUUGGACGUCGCCGAGGCCGCCCGCUCGCGGCCGCUCGGCUUCCCUCCUGAGGAGCAGGGGUCCGCGGCCAGUGCGAGCUUUUCCUCUGCCGGCGUCACGCCCCAGCCUCCGGCGGCCACUGCGGCGCCGCCGCCGGCCAGGCCCUUGCCUCUGGCGGCGAUUGCGGCGCCGCCGCCGGCCAGGCCCGCGCCCCCGGCGUCAACUGCGACGCCGGCGACGGCCGAGCCCCAGCCUCUGGCGGGAGACGCGACGCGGCAGCCGGCCCGCGCCAGCGAGCCCGCGCUGCAGAGGCCGCCGGCACCCGGCGAGCCUGCUCCGCAGAGCCCGCCAGCCCCCAGCCAGCACGCGCUGCAGAGCCCGCCAGCCCCGGAGAACGCCUGUCCGGCGGAGCCUUUGGCGGUGGCGCCCGCCGUGGCGCCGGGGGCGUUCGCCGACGCCGAGGCCUACGCGCCGCCGCCGGCGGCGACCGUCGAUGCCGGUGCUGCCGCCGGCGACCAGCCUGCGGACAGCGCCCCGGGCGGCGCCGAGCGCCGCGACCACCUCGAGGAUGACCCGCUGGACGAGGCGAUGCGGAUUUCCGCGCAGGAAUCGGCUGAAGUUCGCGAUCUCGAUUACAGCCCAGAUCGGAAGUCGGACCCUCCCGGAGCCGCAGAGCAGGGCGCGUCGUCGCUCGAGGUCGACCUCACCAUGCACGUGUCCGCCAAGAAACUGCAGCGGCUCACCGAGGACCAGAAGGAGCAGCUUCGGCAGAUUGUGCGCAAGUUCGAUAGGCAGCUGCACUUCGGCGAUUACUGGCAGGGAAGGGCCGGACGCGAUCCCAGCCUCUGGCGGGGUCCUCCUCGGGAGCCAACGGCGACGGCCAGGGCUCGCGAUCAGCAUCGGGCGCUGCUCCUCCACGACCUGCGGGCGCGCGCGGACCUGAUCCCUGACGCCGAAGAGUUCAUCGCGGGAAUCCCUUCCAAGAACGCCGGGCGCUGGGGCGCCAGCGAGGAUGUCGCGACGGCCAUCGCCAGCAGGAAGCUCCACUACAUGUACUUGCUGAUCCACCAGAUGGGGGAGCAGGACCGCCUGGUCUUCAGCGAGGAGUGGCCGGACCUCAGCCCAGCCUCUGGCGGGUGGUGGGUGCUCCAGCAAGAGGACUGGCAGCCGCUCCAGCAGGAAUGGCGGGGGGCCAGGCUUGUGCGCACAGAGUGGAAGCCCUUCCUAGCCUCUGGCGGGAGCAUCCUUCAACCUGCCUACUGGCAUUGCCAAUUCGCGCGCAGCUGGGCGACUUACUCGUGGCUCAACUCUCACAAAGGACACUUCGCCAACGAAGACUUGGAGUGGAUCGUGAGAAAGGACGGCGGCGAGACUGGCUUGAUGAGGAGCGACCCAGCCUCUGGCUGGAACUGGCAGAUCCGCACUGGCCCAUUCAUCACGCUUGCCGAACUCUUCUGGUUCGGGAAAGACUUGUGCUCAUGCUACGAUAUCUAUCGCAUUUACCUGAGCCUGCCUGUCUGGAUCCAGAAGCGCAAGCAUCCUGCCUCGCAGAAUGCGCCGGGCACCUUUAAGCGCAACGCGAAAUCGCUUCGCUACCAGGAGACCGGCACGCACGGUUUGCCCACGGCGCCUGGAAAACGCGGGCGGCGGUGA